AUGCUGGUGUAGAGCUGUCGCAAUGAGAACUGGAUAUAGACAAUCUGUCAGUGAAUCUAAAAGUGAAUUUAACUAGUGAAUUGAACAGUGUAUUUAAUAGUAUAUUUAACAGUGAAUUAAACAGUGAAUUUAACUUGUGACUUUGACAGUGAAUUUAAAUUGGGAAUUUAAUCGGGAAUUUAACAGGGAACUUAACAGUGAAUAUAACGGGGAAUUUAACUUGUGAAUUUAACAGUGAUUUAACUUCUGAAUUCGACAGUGAAUUUGAAUUGGGAAUUUAAUAGUGAAUUUAACAGUGAAUUUAAUAGUGAAUUUAACUUGUGAAUUUAUCAAUGAAUUUUAAUUGGGAAUUUAUUAGUGGAUUUAACAGGGAAUUUAACAGUGAAUUUAACAGUGAAUUUAACUUGUGAAUUUGACAGUGAAUCUGAAUUGGGAAUUUAGUAGUGAAUUUAACAGGGAAUUUAACUUGUGAAUUUGACAAUGAAUUUGAAUUGGGAUUUUAAUAGUGAAUUUAACAGUGAAUUUAACAGUGAAUUUAAUUUGUGAAUUUAAAUUGGGAUUUUAAUAGUGAAUUUAACAGUGAAUUUAACGGCGAAUAUAACAGUGAAUUUAACUUGUCGAGUCGGCGAUGGUGAGGUAAGAGUCACAAAAAUUAUUGACAUUUCACAAUCGUAUCCUUGAAAAUGCCGUGCCGUAAAAGUUUGGGCAGUGUAAGGACGAAAUUUUCUGAAGAUUUUAACUUAAUAAAACUACUGGUAGAAGAGUAUAGCAAAGUUCCAGUGGUUUUAUCAAAUCUGAUAACUUUUACCGGACAGUCAGGUCACAGGCGGUAAGAGACGACCGGGCGAUUAAAAAAAAAAGCUUUUAAUUUUAAAAAAUAAUACUAUGAGAAAAAAUAUCAGCUUUUAUUUGCGGUUAGAGUGGUUUGGGGGGGGGGGCAUUAAUGGAAAGGUUUAUUAAAGGGGAAGGGGAAUUUUUUUUUUAAUGUUUGCCCAUUAAAAAAUAAUACUAUGAGAAAAAAUAUCAGCUUUUAUUUGCGGUUAGAGUGGUUUGGGGGGGGGGGGUCAUAAAUGAAAAGUCUAAUCAAGGGGUACGAGUAAUUUUUUUUUAAAGUUUGCCCCCACUAUUGCUAGUCAAUUUAUAUCAUAAUGCCAAUAUAUACGGUUAAUGUUGAGUCUACAGCAGAGCCCAUAUUUGUAAGAAUGUGUGUUAACAAAAGCAACGCAUUAUGAUCAGGUGGUGGGAGAGGAGAGGGGGGGAGGGAGGGGCUCGGAGGUUAUGAUCAGGCCUCAACACAUUAUGUUACACACAGACGCAAAGCAAAUACUUUGACGUAGCGGUAAUCGAAUGACGAGGUUAAAUUGAACACAAGUCAAACACUAAGCAAUCUUCAUGGCAUCAGGACAUUUCAGUAUUGAAUUUGAUAUUCAAGAGAAAGCAGCUGUUUUGGAGUGCGAGAAUGGGUUGGAGAUCUAAUAUUUUAUUAAAAUACUAGAAAUAACCAGCCAAACGAUGGAGACAGCAAUUUCUUGAACUAUCUAUCCACUAAAGUUAAUUGACCAACCAUUCUUUCAAAUAACGCACUUUAUACGAAACCCAAUUCGUGCCAACUUCUGGGAGUUUUAAUUUGCGCACCUAAUGACAACGCAGUGUUACAGCCGUACAUACAGAUUUAGAGAAUUAUUUUGUGUCAUGUUGUUGUCCUGAAAUCGAUCAUUCAAUUCAAGGGGCGCUAUGCACACUCCACAGGACAGACGCGCAAAAACCCGGAAGGGUGAACACCCUGCUGAUAGCCGGCCUUGUCGUUGACGUCAUAGGAUGUGUCCUGCACAUCGUUGGGAUGGCGAUGCCUGAUUGGUCAGUGUGGGAGACAACAUCCUUGGGAGCAUUCAUCGCCUGCUACAUUAACGUGGGAUGUAGUUCGUACUCUGAUAAAACUCGUAAGUUUCGCUGCUUCUUUUAUGUUAUGGUAAACUACUUUUGAAUAACAGUUAGGUUAUCAAAUAAAACAAUGCGAAUGAGAUGGAAAGUGGAUAAGGAGAACAUUUCUGAAGAUUGGAAGCAGGAUUUUCUUCAACACCACAGAAAUCUUAAUAUUAUUCGAAAACGAUUUUGAGCAAGAAAACGUGUGCAUUUUAUUAAAAUUGUUUAUUUAGUUUUUUUUAUGGCUUUUUAACAUUUUUUUAUUUUUUUAAGUGGGUGAGGUUAUUUGGGUUAAAGAGUUGAGCUUAUAACUGUAGAAAUCCCAAUAUACUGUAAAAAGAUAUUCAAUAAACAGUGUUAUUUUACUGGUUUAAAAAGUCUUUGUUUUAAUGAUCAACAGUGACAAAGAAAGGAGAGGACCAGCGAGAAAAUAUAUUAUUAUUAUUAGACCAACAUUACCUUGGACUUGUUAAAUAUAUACAGUGAUUUACCUUGAACUUGGUAAAUAUAUACAAUGAGUUACCUUGAACUUGGUAAAUAUAUACAGUGCUUUAAAUUGGACUUGGUAAAUAUAAUAAUAUACAGUGAUUUAAAUUGUACUUGGUAAAUUAUAUAUACAGUGAUUUAUCCACUAUAAAAGAGAGAGUGGGCAUCAAACAUGGUGAAAGAAGGAAUAGUCUUUUGAAAUGUCUCUGUCAGCUCAUAUCCUUUCCGUAAUGACGUAACAUGUCAAGUUCAAGUCUCAUGGCUUCGGCGACCAUGCUUGAAAAUGUGAUGAGACAAACUUAAAGAUAGCUGCAGCUGGAAACAUAUGAUUGUUUCACAAUAAAUGUGUCCUGUAUUAAAACCAACUCAAAAUUGAUAAAGUAUUUCUCUCUCUUUUCAGGUGACAUCGAAGCCUUACAAGCCAUGCUGAUCCUAGGAAUCAUCUGUGGCGUGUGUGCCGCGUGCCUAGAAGCUAUUCACACGAUAUUUCGUUUGAGACAGAUUAAAGUCUUGUCUCUGAUAGCGGGAAUUCUGUCUAUAUUUGCAUGUGAGUUGCUCUGAAAGUUAUAAAAUGGGGAAUUCAUUACAAUAAUGCAUUAUAGGAUUUUUAAAAAUAUUUGAGAGUGUUUAGGGAGAAAGAGGUUAGGGUUUUGAUAGGGGGGGGGGGUGCUGGGGGUUUUAGCAUUAUUAUUCUAAAUAAAAUCAGAGGCGUUCAUUUAUUCUAGCACACACGAUUAGCUGUAGUGUGGGUCUGACGUUGCAGAACACAUUAUUCAAACUCAAAGUUCAAUCAGUAGAUGAUCAGCAGUGCGUGUCUUGUGUGUUUCACUGUGCGCUUUCGUGCCACGUCGCAGGAGUUGUCAAAAUGUUCAUCAUGUCAAUGUCAUACCGCCUACGGGUCUCCAUCUCCGGGUUUCAUUUCAGUGUUUUCCUUCUCUUAGAGGAGUUACCAUCCAAGGUUAACGGGUCCCAUCCAGUUGGGGCGACGGUAAUGCUCUUACAUGUCUAGGCCAGUUGAUCGACUACCUACACUCAGCACAGAUUGGGGCAACACUACGCAGGCUUAUAAAUUACAAAGGUUCUCAAACUAAGCGUUACUUCUGUUCACCACGGACACCCCACUUUCUAAUUAACUAAAGCUAUUUAAGUACACGAGAUCGAUGUUGACAUCAGAAGACAAAAACGACUGGAAACUGCGGAAACAUCCCUGCGUGUCAACUCAGUGAACAUCCCUGCGUGUCAACUCAGUGAACAUCCCUGCGUGUCAACUCAGUGAACAUCCCUGCGUGUCAACUCAGUGAACAUACCUGCAUAUUAACUCAUUGAACAUCCCUGCGUGUCAACUCAGUGAGCAUCCCUGCCUGUUAACUCAGUGAACAUCCCUGCCUGUUAACUCAUUGAACAUCCCUGCCUGUUAAAUCAUUGAACAUCCCUGCCUGUUAACACAUUAACAUCCCUGCGUGUCAACUCAGUGAACAUCCCUGCGUGUCAACUCAGUGAACAUCUCUGCGUGUCAACUCAGUGAACAUACCUGCAUGUUAACUCAUUGAACAUCCCUGCGUGUCAACUCAGUGAGCAUCCCUGCCUGUUAACUCAUUGAACAUCCCUGCGUGUCAACUCAGUGAACAUCCCUGCGUGUCAACUCAGUGAGCAUCCCUGCCUGUUAACUCAUUGAACAUCCCUGCGUGUCAACUCAGUGAGCAUCCCUGCCUGUUAACUCAGUGAACAUCCCUGCGUGUCAACUCAAUGAACAUCCCUGCCUGUUAACUCAUUGAACAUCCCUGCGUGUUAACUCAGUGAACAUCCCUGCGUGUCAACUCAGUGAAAAGCCCUGCGUGUAAGCUCAUUGAACAUCCCUGCCUGUUAACUCAUUGAACAUCCCUGCGUGUUAACUCAGUGAACAUCCCUGCGUGUCAACUCAAUGAACAUCCCUGCCUGUUAACUCAUUGAACAUCCCUGCGUGUUAACUCAGUGAAGAUCCCUGCGUGUCAACUCAGUGAAAAGCCCUGCGUGUAAGCUCAUUGAACAUCCCUGCCUGUUAACUCAUUGAACAUCCCUGCGUGUCAACUCAGUGAACAUCCCUGCCUGUCAACUCAUUGAACAUCAUUACGUGUCAACUCAAUGAAUAACCUGCGUGUCAACUCACUGAACAUGACUUAUUAAAGACUUCAACUAGAAUAAAUUAUGUACAAUGCGAUCUCCUUUAAAAUAACUUCCAAGAUGUUCCACAUUUUACCCAUACGUCUUCAUGUUAUCAACACUUCAACCCUUUACCACACGUCCACACUUUACCCACACAUCCACACUUUACUCACACUUCCAUACUUUAUCCACACGUCCACACUUUCAUCCACACCUCCACACUUUAAUCCACAAAUUCACACUUUAUCCACACCUCCACACUUUACCCACACGUCCACACUUUACCCACUCGUCCACACUUCACUCACACGCCCUCACUUUAGAAGGGAAAAUGAGACAUUUGAACCCCCCCCCCCAACCCUUGACACUUUUUACUCCGAUCUAAACGAAGCUCGGUCCAUUCAUGACAGUGUCCUAUUCCAGGAAGUCAAACUUAAGUUUUAACAAAUAGGCAGUAUAACGACAAAGAUAAACAACGACAAAAAAAAGUCCAUAGUCAAUAAUUGGAGAUAAAUCUCGUGCACUGCAGUGGUGCCACUCGGCGUGAUGGUCCGCUUGAUGACACCAGUCUUCAAUGAAUAAACAUUAUUAAAGAAAAAUUUAAAAGAAGAUAAUGACCAAAGAAUGGCUUCUACUCCGUGGUGCCUCUCAGGCCUGGAGUGGAUAACACUCCGUGCUGCAACGUGGAUGAGUCUUGUCUCUCAGGCCUGGAGCGGCUUCUACUCCGUGGUGCCUCUCAGGCCUGGAGUGGGUAACACUCCGUGGUGCAACGUGGAUCAGUCCUGUCUCUCAGGCCUGGAGUGACUUCUACUCCGUGGUGCAACGUGGAUGAGUCCUGUCUCUACGGUGAUUGCUUAUCACUACUGCACAUAAAGAUAUAAUGUUUCCUUUCAACAACAAGACUAUAAUCCAGUGGCGUAUCUUGACUAAACAGCGCCCCAGGGUGAAGUACCAAAAAAUUGCGCCCUUAAUACAUAUACAUUAGUAAUUUAAAUAAUGUUAUUUAUAAACCCAAUAUUUUGGUCCAGUUGCCCAAGAUAAGAUUAAUACUGCAUUAGACUUAGAGUGUUAUUAUUUAAGUAUUGAUAUAAUUAUGUUAUCAAUUUAUAUAUAUAUAUAUAUAUAUAUAUAUAUAUAUAUAUAUAUAUAUAUAUAUAUAUACUAGAUAGAACCCACCAAACAUUAGCAACAGAAAUGUGUGAACUAAUAUAUAUAUAUAUAUAUAUAUAUAUAUACUAGAUGGAACCCGCCAAACAUUGGCGACAGCAAUGCGUGAACUUCCCAUCUACUAAAGUUACUUGACAAAGACGUGAACUCAAGUAAUGCACAUUUAAAAGAAUCCCAAUAUUUUGCUACACCCCCCCCCCUUUUUUUUUCAUGAUACGUCACUGCACACUUUUUAUUUCACGCCCAUGAACUAUAUUAAUAUUCUCAUGUCCAAACCACUUUUAAACUUUUAAACCGAUUAUUUUUUUACACGAUACUUAAAUUGAGACGAAUGUUACGCACCAAACGCAAUUGCGUUAUUAAUAUAUAUAUAUAUAUUAUAUAUAUAUAUAACAUUUAUAGCUUAGUUAUCGGGAAUUAUAUUUUGCGCGCUAGUGAACUCAUUAUUGAACCACACUCUGGCGUAUCUAUAAAUAGCCUGCGUGGUGUUUGAACCUUGUUGGUGUUUGACCUUUGCUGGCGAAUUAUAUAUAUAUAUAUAUUUUGUAGAAAUCAGAUCAAGUUACAAAUUUGGUGUCAUGAUUACUUUUGUUGCACCUCAUUGAAACAAUUUCUUCAUGUCCGUUCAACACCCCAGGUGUCUUCAUCAUCGCUGGCGUGAUCAUCUGGGGGGCGAAAGCUGACUUGGAGUUGGGCGACGGCUUCGACUUCAGCUUCUCCUUCAUCCUGUGUAUUGUGGCCAGCGUCUUCCUCCUCAACGGCGGGGUCUUCUUCCUGCUGGGCUAUUCGGACACGGUGGAGUCAAUAUAAAAUAGAUGGCUAGGAUCGGGGCUGUGCAACAAAAACCUGCGCCCUAUGGAGGCGUGGGAAGUGGGGGCUGAAUUAAGGUGUACCUCGUUUAAAAAAUAAAUUUAAAUGAUUAAACAAAUAUACCUGAAAAUGGCUAUUUUUGUGCCCUCUGAAGAUAACGCCCUCUUCCCAUGUUACUGGCAAGAAUGCAUUCACAGAUGUGGCUAGUAUCAAAAAGGUAUUCUUUUACGAUGUGGCACAAUUCAUUGUUUUUGUUGUUUAACUAUUUGAUGUUUAGUCUUUAUAAAUAAAUCAUUAUUAAAAUUCU
Lymnaea stagnalis (great pond snail) is the source of this 6835-nucleotide messenger RNA. The record is from the annotation of a GenBank genome assembly. NCBI's taxonomy places the organism in Eukaryota, Metazoa, Mollusca, Gastropoda, Lymnaeidae.